AUGGAGAAGAGCAGCUUCGCCAUGGCCAAGUUCGGGCUGGAGCACAAAGAGGCGAUGCCGAAGCGCGACUGCGGUUUUUACCUCAAAUACAUUUUCCUUUUCACCUCGCUGAUCCAAUUCCUGAUCAUCCUGGGGCUCGUGCUCUUCAUGGUGUACGGGAACGCCCAGGCGGGCACCGACACCCACCUGAGGCUGCUGGAGGAGCAGGUGCAGAGCCACUACCGCAGGAUUGUCGCCCUGGGUGCCACCAACGCCAACCUGAGCCGCACGCUCAACGCCACCCUGAAGGACAGGGACAAGGUGCAGGGGAUGGCGCUGAAGGCGCAGAAGGAGCUGGAGAAGUGUAACAGCAGCCAGGCCUCCAGCAGCAUCCCACAGCUGCAGGAGCUCCUGUUCCAGCAGCUGAGGCUGAAAGAGUGCCAGGUGAUCACCACCCUCAUCAACAACACCUGCACCGCUGAGAAGCUGCAGCUGCAGCGGCAGCUGGACCAGGCCAGCUUGUCCAAGAGAACCCUGGAGGGCAGCAGGCAGCAGAGCCAGGCCGAGCUGACCAAAGUGACCCAGGAGAAGGACAAGUGCCAGCAGGACCUGCAGAGUGCCAGGACCGAGGGCGACCUGAGCAGGAUGGAGCUGGAUGUGCACAAACAUCGCUGCAGCUCCCUGCAGAGCGACGUGAGCGAGAAGAUCCUGAGGGUUUUGGAUCUGGCCAAGCAAUACCAGUGCAAAGAGGCCGAGAAGGAGCUGGGGCAGAUCCGGGAGCGCGUGGAGGAGCUGCUGCGGCGGCAGAAGGAGCGCGACUCGCUCUUCGUGUGGAGGAGCAGCUGCGAGCUGAGCGUGCAGCAGUGCCGCCACAACUGCUCCCGCGACACGCAGGAGCUGCAGCAGAGGAUCCAGGGGCUGGAGAAGCUCCAGAAGGACAGCGAGGAGGAGAGGAAGAGGCUGCAGGCGGACAAGGAGAAGGUGGGGAAGGAGCUGGAGGAGAAGAGGAAGGCGGCGGCAGCGAUGGAGGAGUCGCUGCGGCAGCAGCUCGGGGUCUGCAUGGGAACCAAGAUGUCCCACCUGGACCUGCCGGGCUCGCGGGGGCCAGGCAGCGCCGCCCGCUCGAGCUCCUUCCCCGGCACGGGCGCCUACAUGGAGCUCCUGAAGAACCCGGCCACGCUGGGCACCAUGGGAAUGCAGAACCCAGUGGAGCUCCAGCAGAUGCUGCAGCUGAUGGAGCAGUACACGGCCACCCUGAAGAACGCCAGCGGAUAACGCUGGAAAAUCCCACGGAAAACCAGGAGAGCCGCCCAGGAGGUGCUUCCCGCAGCACGGAUGGCAACCCCUGCCCCAGAGCCACCCUCCCUUUGUCCCCGU
Molecule: messenger RNA, 1356 nt
Organism: Melospiza georgiana
Lineage: Eukaryota; Metazoa; Chordata; Aves; Passeriformes; Passerellidae
Gene: PLVAP
Product: plasmalemma vesicle associated protein
Exons: 6
Coding region: 1-1254 (417 amino acids)
Biological process (GO): positive regulation of cellular extravasation; regulation of vascular permeability
Cellular component (GO): caveola
Source: RefSeq, a predicted model, not a curated record